AUGGCAUAUUCGGAAUUCUUCAAAGGGGGUUUCAGUGGGAAGGGAUUCUUGGAUAAGGGGAUGGAUAUAAUAAAGUUCGAGCGAAGCUGGCCCUCAAUCAUUGAUGCGUUUCUCGAUAUUAACAAGAUCGAGCCCAAGAUCCGGGUCCCUGACAUAUUAUCGAGAUACGUUGAGUAUGCAGUAAAGGUCAAUAUGGAUACUCCAAACUCCCCAUAUAACGAGAUAGCGAUGUGGGUGGGAAUCGCGAAGUUCGCAGACAUGAUUCUGUGGAAAUCGAGUAAUCCAUACGACUGGGUCACGGCAAGAAUCAAAGAAUAUCUGAUCGAGACCUUUAAUCCUUUCAAGAUUCUCCCGAAUACCGGCAACUCAGGCAAACAUGCGAGAAGCAAUAUUGUUAAGAGCCUGGUUUGUAGCACCUGUCGUAAGAAUGCGCUUGUGGCGAAGAAGUUGGAGACGGAGGACUCUGACAAAGAAAGUUGUCUUGGCAAUACUUGUAGCACCUCUAAUCAUAAGAAGGCCAUUGCCGAGUCCUCGAUGAGAUCGAAAUUGCCAAUGUAUUGCGCGGUAUUGUCAGGCUUCUGGUAUUUUGCGAUGCUGGUAUUUGAGAAUCUAUGGCUGUAG
Molecule: messenger RNA, 621 nt
Organism: Hyaloscypha bicolor E
Lineage: Eukaryota; Fungi; Ascomycota; Leotiomycetes; Helotiales; Hyaloscyphaceae
Exons: 1
Coding region: 1-621 (206 amino acids)
Source: RefSeq, a predicted model, not a curated record